AUGGAACGUUUGCCGCAGAUUAUCCGAAUCGCGUUUUUGGCAGGGCGACUACAAAUACAACCUGGAUACUGUGGCAUCUCGGAAGGAGCUUCGAAGGUCAUGUCUCUUCGGCGCGCCAUUCUCCUCGCGAUUGGUGUCCAGCAGGCUGCUGCCCAGGCGAUACUGUGGGGUCAAUGUGGUGGACAAGGAUGGACCGGACCAACAACGUGCUCCCAAGGCGUUUGCACCUACAUGAAUGCAUAUUACUCUCAAUGCAUUCCCGGAACCACAACCGUUUCCACAACAACCGUUUCUUCGACGACUUCAAAAUCAAGCUCAGUGUCAACUACCACUCCAGUCUCGUCCUCCACUAGUACAACAUCUGGCGCAGCACCUUCAGGAACUAUCUUGAACAUUUCGCCGCAAUGGGCUGCCGCGUAUACCAAGGCUAAAGCAGCGGUAGCCAAACUCUCGCUACAAGAUAAAGUUAACCUUGGAACUGGUGUUGGAUGGGAGGUUGGACAUUGCGUCGGCAACACGCCUGCCAUCUCGUCAAUAUCUUUCCCAGGUCUUUGUCUCGAAGACAGUCCUGUCGGUGUACGCGACACUGAUCUCAACUCUGUCUUCCCCGCCGCAAUCAAUGUUGCAGCGACUUUUAAUCGCACACUUAUGAACCAACGCGGCUCGGCCAUGGGUGCUGAAUUCAAAGGCAAAGGCGUCCAUGCAGCACUCGGACCAAUGAUGAAUCUUAUGCGGGCGCCUGCUGCUGGUCGCAAUUGGGAAGGUUUUGGAGGAGAUCCAUAUCUCUCUGGGGAAGGCGCAUUCCAGACCAUCAAUGGUAUCCAGUCUGCAGGCGUUCAAGCGACGGCAAAACAUUAUAUCAACAACGAGCAAGAGCAUUUCAGAGAGACUAUUUUAAAAAACUAUAGCACGCAACAUGAACUAUACUCGUUACCCUUCCUCCGUAGUGUUCAAGCCAAUGUCGCUUCAGUGAUGUGCAGUUAUAAUCAAAUCAACUCAAGCUUCGCUUGCGAGAACGAUAAAACUUUGAACGGAAUCUUGAAGACGGAGAUGGGUUUCCAAGGAUAUGUUAUGUCUGAUUGGUGGGCAACCCACUCGACAUUAUCUGUCAAUGCAGGAUUGGAUAUGACAAUGCCGGGGGACAUCAGUUCUAACUCGGGCACAACCUAUUUCGGCGCGAAUUUGACCGCCGCAGUUAACUCCGGCCAGAUUUCGCAAGCUCGGAUAACUGACUUGGCGACCCGUAUUCUUGCCGCAUGGUACCUUGUUGGACAAGACUCGGGUUUCCCGGCAGUCAACUUCGACGCGUGGAACGCAGGGUCGUCGUUCAACCAACAUGUAAACGUUCAGGGCAACCAUGGCACCUUGAUUCGCCAAAUCGAUGCUGCAUCAACGGUGCUGUUGAAGAAUACAGGCGGCGCAUUACCGCUCAAAGCACCUGCAACAAUUGGUAUUAUCGGAAACGGUGCUGGAAAUUCGUCCAGAGGUAUCAAUGGAUACUCUGAUCGCGGUGGAAAUGACGGAGUUCUGGGUAUGGGCUGGGGUAGCGGCACCGCCAACUUCCCUUAUCUUAUUGCGCCUCUUGACGCUAUUCGAACACGCUCUGCAACCGACAAAAGCGUUGUCACUGCUUCUACCAGUGACACAGAUUUGAAUGCUGCUCGGACUGCCGCAACAGGCAAGACGGUGGCUCUGGUUUUCAUCACUGCGGACAGUGGCGAAGGCUAUAUCACGGUUGAAGGCAACGCAGGAGACCGCAACAACCUCGCAGCUUGGCACUCGGGUGACGCAUUGGUUGCAGCUGUUGCAGCUGUUAACAAAAACACUAUCGUCGUGGUCAACUCUGUUGGCCCGAUCACGAUGGAAUCGUGGAUUACCAACCCCAACAUAACUGCGGUGGUUUGGAGCGGUAUUCCUGGCCAGGAAGCUGGCAAUGGCCUUGUCGAUGUCCUUUAUGGGGCAUACAACCCAAGCGGUCGCCUCCCAUAUACCAUCGGAAAAUCAAUCUCGGACUACUCGGCCCAAGUAACAACUAACCAGGCGGGCUCGAUUACGCCCAUCAACUACAGCGAGGGCAUCUUCAUCGACUACCGCCACUUCGACCAAGCAGCCAUUGCCCCGCGAUUCGAAUUCGGCUUUGGAUUGUCCUACACGACGUUCGGGUACUCCGGGCUGACAAUUAGCGGCUCUACAUCAGGCGGAACAAGACAAUCUGGUCCUGGGUCAUCUUUAGAUCCUUGGUUGCACAACCCCGUUGUCACCGUCACCUUCAGCAUCCAAAAUACCGGCACACUCGACGGAAAUGAGGUCCCACAACUCUACUUGACAUUCCCGACUGCAGCGCAAAUGGCGCCCAAGAAUCUGAAGGGUUUCGAUAGUGUUUUCGUUGGGGCGGGGAAGACUGUGAGCGUGAGCAUGUCCUUGUCGAGAUUCGAUUUCUCGACCUGGAACGUCGCCACACAACGCUGGGAGGUCAUCACGGGGAGCACAACGAUCUCGAUUGGCGCGAGUAGUCGGGAUAUCAGGUUAACGGGUACGAUUACGAACUGA
Messenger RNA from Mycena indigotica, 2550 nucleotides. RefSeq names its product Glycoside hydrolase family 3 protein. The transcript is spliced from 36 exons. NCBI's taxonomy places the organism in Eukaryota, Fungi, Basidiomycota, Agaricomycetes, Agaricales, Mycenaceae. Gene Ontology annotation, cellular component: extracellular region. The record is from RefSeq and is a predicted model, not a curated record. Gene Ontology annotation, molecular function: beta-glucosidase activity; cellulose binding. Gene Ontology annotation, biological process: glucan catabolic process. The coding region runs from base 1 to 2550 and encodes 849 amino acids.